Mus pahari (shrew mouse) is the source of this 724-nucleotide messenger RNA. It is a transcript of the gene Dmac1, whose product is annotated as distal membrane arm assembly complex 1. Bases 36 to 371 code for a protein of 111 amino acids. NCBI's taxonomy places the organism in Eukaryota, Metazoa, Chordata, Mammalia, Rodentia, Muridae. The transcript has 2 exons. The record is from RefSeq and is a predicted model, not a curated record.
AAGUGAAGGCUCGGCUCGCUGUGCACUCUUCCGACAUGGGGUCCUCCUUGUCGUUUACUACCGAGAUUUCCGCUCCUUCCUCCACAGCGGCUCCAAAAGCGGUUCCCGCAAACCCACCCGCGAAAUCCGUCGUGCCGGCCUCCCCCGCCCAGGACCCUGAGUUAAAAAAGUGCUGGAGUUGUCGCGUGCUGUCGGGCUGUACACUCUUCGGGGCGGGCACCUACGUCUACUUGGUGGCCAGGCGGCCCCUGAAGCAAGGAAUCCCACCCGGCCCAGGCACCGUACUGCAGAUGGUCAUCGGCAUCAGUAUUGCCUGUUGGGGUGCAGUUGUUCUGGUAGACCCCAAAGGGAAGAGCCACCCAGUUAUUUGAAAAUACCAGCCUUUCAUUGCUGUGCCAUCACUGGCUUCAGGGCAGACAGAACAAGCGUUGGGUUGGUGGAUAUCCGUUGCACACACGGCCAAGGAUGUACUUAACUGUAGGACAUACCGAGAAGACCUUGAAAGUAUGAACUGUCAUUCUUUGGCCACGGAUGCUUACGGUUUACCCCCCUCUCAGGUUAUAAAGGGACAAAUAAAUCCCUUGGAAGCAAACAUGGUUCUCUGUCUUGUCCAGGGAGGUUAUGUGUUUUUCAAUUUAUACUUAAAGAUAAUGUUUUUGAGAACAUAUUAACAUGGGAUAAAUGAUAAGCCAACAGCGAAAUAAACUAAUUUUUUAAAUAAUAA